Molecule: messenger RNA, 18209 nt
Organism: Homo sapiens (human)
Lineage: Eukaryota; Metazoa; Chordata; Mammalia; Primates; Hominidae
Gene: SH3BP4
Product: SH3 domain binding protein 4
Exons: 7
Coding region: 13420-16311 (963 amino acids)
Cellular component (GO): clathrin-coated vesicle; nucleus; clathrin-coated pit
Source: RefSeq, a predicted model, not a curated record
AGCGCGCCCGGCACUCUCGGCGGUCCGGGCCCCUCGCCACUACCGCCGCCGCCGCCGCCGUGAGUCCCGCGGAGCCGCGCGCGCCCCCGGCUGGGCCGAGCCGCUGGCCGACGAGCGGAGCCUCAGGAGCCGGCGGGGACGCCAUGCGAGCCAGAUCCCUCCUGUGAGGAUGAAAUUGAAAACUCCGGUUUCUGGCUUGGCGAUCGGGUGACCGAGCAGCCGCGAGGUGACAGCGCCGGCGGCCCGCGGGCGGGGACCGGCUGGGAUAGAGGCGCGUUGUUCUCUGAGCGAUGUUUACCGAGAAGCCCGCUCCGCGGCACGGGCGGGUGUCAGUUGGGACCCCAACCCUGGGUCCCGCGGCUCCUAGCCCGGGGCCUGCGGUGUAGACGGGGGUUGGGGACAGGCCCAGCUGGCCCUGACCGGGUGUCGGGCGCCCAGAGAUGCCGCGCGGGAGGAGCCGCGGGAGAGCCGCCGGACUCAGCGAGCAGAGGGUCGUGGAGCCUGAUGGAUCGAUGAGAUCUGAAAAAGAACACUGUGCGAGAUUGUAUUCCUGCUUAUUCUUUCCAAGUUAGUAGGCAGAUUGGAACUAUAGAAUUUAUCCGUGAUAAUAAUAAAGUUCGCAUAACUUUUGUUCUGAUUACAGAAACAAUGUAUGCUCAGGACAGAAAGCUAGAGAUAAAGAGAAAUAUAAACAGCAAACAGGAAACCAUCCCCAAUCCCACAUUUUUUACCAGCCUUGUCACAGCCUGGCAGAUUUGAACAUUAAGUUAGAACUGGAGCCAUUCUUGCCUAAACCAGAGAAUCCCUGAAUGCAGCCGCCCCUUCUCACCCUUGUGACCGUCUCUGAGCUCCAAAGUUUGGGUUUUUUCCUUGCUCCCUACCCGGGCAGAAUCUCUGCUGGCCACGAGUCCCCUUCCCAGUGGGCUGGGGGCUUUCCUUGAGAUCCGUGGCCCAGAUGAAAUGAUGGGAGAGGCCUGGAUCCUCACCGCCCUCUGUGGUUUUGGUUCCUUGCCUUGUAAAAAUGAAGGUAAUGAUUCUCAAUCUGCUUCUCAAGCCACCAUAAAAAUUAAUGGGUGGUUUGCAGAGCGUUUUGACAUCCGUGGAUGGACAGCGGCUGUACUUUAAGGCGCUGGGGAACAUUCUACUGUUCCUCAUUGCAGUGGUCAUGCAGUGUAAUAGGCUGCCUCUCACCUGGCCGUCCUGCCCAGGAAACAGACUCCAGGAAUGUCCAGUGGAGCCCUGAGGACAAUAUUCCUGGUUCCUUGCUCAGUGCCCUCGGGACUCGGCCAAAUCCCUCAGAGUGGGAAGCUUGGGAAGAGGCAGCGCUCUCCAAUCCCCCUCCUCCACCUCUGCUUUCUGCUUGUAGGCGGAUUUCUUAAAGUAAGGGGGCAGUGAUAUUUAGGCGGGACCCCAGAUUGCCCACUGCCUGAUGUUUGUGGGUCUGUGGAAUGCCCGGGCCGUGCUUAUCCAAAAGAACAGUUAGUUCUGGGAGGACGCAUAAACUGAACAAACCUGGCUUCCUAGAGAUUUGUAUGGCUCACUUGUUUACUAAAUGAACAAUGACCGGCUGCGGAGAAGCCCAGGACACUUCUGUGAGCUUUAUUAUUAUUUUUUUCCUGUUGUCCCAAGACUACAUUUUAGUGAUCUUAUAAAACAAUAAAUAAGAACCCAUGCCAUUUGUUAAUUCUGGGUACCAAAGGCCCAGGUGGGGAGAGGUACUUCACAGCAUGCCUUUUGUCCCCAAGCACCCAUGCCACCCCCACAACAACAAAGUAAUCAGGGUAGAAGAUCCUCUUUCUGUAACCGUCUGUCGUUUGAUAGUUUCAUUUUUUAAAUUGUCCUUUCCACCAGCACGUGGAUCUGAUCAGGGUCUGUCUAGUUGCAGAUCACAGCUCAAGAGGGGGUUUUGGAAAGACCCAGAAAGUGGGCUGAAAAAAAUGCUGAUAAAGUAUCCUUCACCGGGUGCCUUGUCUGUUCAUGUAUUGUGCUCUUACUUUUCUCUGUGGAGGGAGGACCUUCCUGGCUUUUCUCCCUUGCUCUUGUUUGCUAAUCCGGCAGCCUGGAAUUAUUUCCCUCUGGGCUGCUUGAAUAGACUUUCUUCUUAUUCUAAUGCUGGAUUCUAGUCUGAUCAUAAGAUAUGCGAAUGGUGAAUGUGGUUUACGCCCUUGAAUCCUGGGAGGUGUUCCUGGUUUUAAAUCCUGGGAUCCUGGCCAGUUAAGAGCCCCUGGCUCCCCUGAAAUUGCGUGGGAGGUGUGUGUGCUUUCUUUUCCUGGGGAGCUUCUUACAGAGCCCUUGACCCAAACAAGGUUGAGAGCUCCAGAGUGCGGCCCUGGCAGACCUCGUCCCUGGACCCUGGCUCCAGGCAGACCUCCCAGUUCCAGCCUCGUUUCAGGUACCAGCCUUGUUUUGACCGAGUAGGAGCUGCUGUUUACAACUGGCCAGCCAUGUGGAUUUCCCUUAGCUUUAUUAUUUUCAAAUUGCACACCUAAAUUGGGCUGUGUUGUGAUUUUUCUUCUGCAAAUUGGACUCAGGCCCCUGGGACAUUUCCCAAGGCCCUGGAGGUGGGCAUCAGGUCUUCUCUGUUGCGAGGUAGCCGCCUGACAACCAGGAAUCCGAAAAGGUCACCGAUCACUAAAUAGAGUUCUCAGAGCACUCUCAGUGCGCGGGUCAGCUUUGCUCCUGGCCAGGAGCGAGCCUCAGGCCAAGCAACGUUUACACUCAGCUUCUGGGGAGCUGGGCUAGGUCUCUGGGCUCCCCAGCUAUUUGCACGAAAGAAGCCUCACAUUCUGCCACCACCCUGUGGAGCAGUGACAGAAAAACAAUUCAUCUAGCCCCCAAAUACCCAGGGAACAAUCCAGCUACUUGAUUCAGUAUCCUCCAGGAAGCCGAAACCAGCUCCUCGGUGGGCCCUGAGGGCGUCCACGUGUUACAUAACCCAGCACCUGAUCCCACCGUGACCUCGCUAAAGGGAAAAAGUCUCAAUAAUCAGUCUUCAGAGGGCGAGGGAGUGCAGAAUAUGCUUUAGAAAGAGGCUGUGUGCCGUGUUUUAAGAAGGGUAAAAUCCCAUGUAGAACAUCACAGCCUCCCAUCUUCCAGGUGAACAGUGCCUCCUGAAGUCAUCAGGAAGCAUAUGGAUUUGAGGAAGUAGAAUUGCUGUAUGGAAUUCCUCUAAUUUAAGGUUUGGGGUAUUUUGAGGGAUGGAAAUAGGUACCACUCGUUGAGGGCUUACCAUAUGCUAGGCUGCAUGUGUGCCCUUUUGAAUCCUCACGAAAACUACCAGGGGUUUCAUUUUACAGGGAAGCUACGAGAAUUUAAGAAACUCCUCCAACCUUAGACUUUAAUGAGUGCUUGAGUUGGGAUUUGAACCUGGAUCUGUCCAAGUCCAGAGCUCGUCAUCACAUCUCCCGGGGUGCUGAAAUUAAAGAAACAAACGGCUCUCAGUCACACAUUGGAGCCUGAAGAUACAGGCAUGCAAAUAGCGGAGUGCCAGCCUCCCUCACACAAUUAGAAAAUAGCUUGUACUCUGAAGGUGAUGAAAUCUUUAAAACAUGUGACGCUUUCUCAGCCUAAAUGGAAGGCAGCCAUUUUGCACCUUUGUUCGUGAAACCCUCACCCCGUCACCAGGGCGAAGCAAGGUUUAUUUGGAAGAUUGUGACUUUGAAGUUGGGAUAACCCAGGAUUUGGUACGAUGUCUUUCCUUGUCCCGUGAAAAGAGGGUGUUUGGGCACAUGGGGUCACUAGAAUGAGAUUAAGAUUAUAGGAAGGCGGUUAAGUAAAUGUACAAUAAGGGUUCCACCUUCCUCUUUACAAUCAAAUAAAUGACAUACUAAUGAGAUUAUUCUUAUCUGCGCAAUAAAAGCUUAUCUCAGGGGAGCUCUCUUUGCUGAAGCCUGUUAGCCCAACUCUUCUGUAGAGAUUGAGAAGAAUACUUCCUUUGAAAGGAUUUUAUGGUUCCAAGUUUUUAUUAAAUCUGCAUAACUGAGGACAACCCUGCCUCUUUUUUUUUUUUUUUUGAGUUGAGAUUUCUCUGUUGCCCAGGCUGGAGUGCAGUGGCUCAAUCAUAGCUCACUGCAGCCUUCAACUCCUGGGCUCAAGCAAUCCUUCUUCCUCAGCCUCCUGAGUAGCUGGAACUACAGGUGCACACCAGCACGCCCGGGUAGUUUUUUUUUUUAAAUUCUUGUAGAAAUGGGGUUUCGCUAUGUUGUCCAGGCUGGUCUUGAACUCCUGGUUUCAAGUGAUCCUCCAGCCUUGGUCUCCCAAAGCACUGGGCUUACAGGUGUGAGGUAUGUUGCCCUGCCCUUGCCCCAUUUUUAUGAGCAGGCAGGAAGCUUUUCUAGCCCCUCCAAUGUAGGAGGUCCCUGAGCUCAUAGUGUGCCGGUAAACCUGCUCUCUGAGGAGAAAGCAGAGCUUCGAUUGCAGUAUCUGCCAAUUUCUGUGACGUAAAUAUUCCCACCAUGGCUAAUUUCUUUUUCUUUUUUUUGAGUCUCACUCUGUCACCCAGGCUGGCUGGAGUGCAGUGGUGCAAUCUCGGCUCACUGCAACCUCCACCUCCCAGAUUCAAGCUGUUCUCCUACCUCAGCCUCCUGAGUAGCUGGGACAACAGGCAUGUGCCACCACGCCCAGAAGUUUUUGUAUUUUUAGUAGAGACCGGCUUCCCCAUGUUGGCUAGGCUGGUCUUGAACUCCUGACCUCAGGUGAACGGCCCAGCUUGGCCUCCCAAAGUGCUGGGAUUACAGAUGCAAGCCACCAUGCCCAGCCUGAUUUCAAACUGCCAGUUUGGGCUGGGAACAUUACUAAAUAGUUAACAAUCUGUGUGAGCCAAGAAGAGCUGGGUCCUGCUCACCAUUCAUUGCACUGAGCCCACCCACACGACACCCCUGCUUCCCCUUCCGUCACCCCCAUCACUUUAAUGGAAGAAAUUGUGGCCUCACUUCUGCUUGGUCCAUGUCUGCCUAGGAGCAGUACUGAAAAAGGAUUUGGGUACUACUGAGUAACCGAAUUUGGCCAGCAAGAGUAGAAGGCUUCAAAACUCAGGCUGCAUUUUAAAAUCACCCGGGAGCUUAAAAAAACAACAAUCCAUGUUCCAGGCCCAUCCCCAGUUGAAUCAGAAUGUCUGGGUGUGGGUCCAGACCUCUGUAGAUUUGGAAAGCUUCCCGGGUGACUGUAAUGUAUAUCCACGUUGAACACCAGGGAUGUGGUGAUGAAUUUGUUCAAGAAGAAAGCUGAGGGGGUGCAGUUUGGGGCAGGGCGUGGCAGACCCUGUGUAUUUGAGCCCAAGGAGGUGAGAUCUCCCUUGCAGAGCAGGGAAUGUUUUUCCUUAAGGCCUCGUAGAGGGUGAGGAAGUGCUGGGCUAGGAGAGGCAGGCGGAGCCCAUCUUCCCCCCAACAGGUCUGUCCUCCUCCAGGGGCACGUGUCCUACACUGAUGAGGUCCACAUACUUGUUUGGCUUUGGUUGCUUCUGCUGGUCUAGAAAGGAAAAGAGUCUUCCUUCCAGGAAGUCAGGGGGUCAGGAUGAAGCCAGGCAGACCCCCUGGGUGGGUGUGAUGAGCUGUUCUCAGAUAUUAAAGCAGAGGGGCUUACUGGGACCACCCAGAUGAAGGAAAGAGAAACCCUACCGCCCAAGGACCAUAGCUGAACACUUUGUAAGAGUCCUUGAGCUUGGGUGCGCACAUAAGCUGAUUAUUUUUUCUCCAUCAUAAUUACCAGUAAAAUUAUUUUAAAAUGUGAGAGCUUUCCUUGGAGGCAGUAAGCAUGUGGGAGGGAAAAGUCAUUCAACUUCAGAGCCAGCCAUGGUGAGCGGGGCUGGGACUGGGGAGAGGCACACGAGGCCCCUGGGGUGCAGGAUUCAAGGAGGUGCUCGCCCUGGGGGGGUGUCUGGGGAAGGGUCUGUCCUGCUGGCCAGAGGAGGGCUGUUUGAGAGAGGGCGGUCCUGGGCUCACUUCCUUAGAGUUGGGCAGUGAGUGUGGAAGAGCUCAUACAUGGGAACCUAGAGUGAAGAGCAGGGGCCAGGAUCACACUGCUGGAUCACCCCCAGAAGGGGCAGGAAGGCUAAGGGGGAGCCAGUGGAGGAGCAGCUGGGAUGGGAGAACAAGUGCCCUGCGGGGCCCUGAAGUCAAGGAGGAGAAAGAUGGGGGUAGGGGGAGAGGGGGUUGAGAGCUCAAAGCAGACGGGACAGUUCUGAGUCUAUCAUGUGCGGAGGAUUUAUGAACGGGAGGACUGGAACCCUGUCACUGUGGUAGUGGAGAAACUCCUAUAAUAGAAGAAAUAGCACAGAGUGGAGGCCACGCAGAAGAAUGUUGGUGAUAAAAGAAAUUGGACCGUAUUUGAUGGUGUGGAGACAGGGCAGGAGGGAGCCAGGGUUGGGUCAGAGGGACUGGGAUUCUAGCAGGGGCGGAAAAUUCUCCUUGGGGUACCCGUGCGGUGGGGAGUGGCCGCAGAUGCUGAGAGGGAAGCAUUGGGUGUGAAUAGCUGAUCACCAGGAGCAGCUGGUUAAAAGACCUUCCCCAAAUGCUUUCUCAGAUCAUAACAUCUGCAACUUUUUCCCACUAGCCUUUGUGGAGGGCUGGCUGGGGGGCCCAUUUGUCCUUAAGACUCAAUUCAGCAGACUCACUUGCUCUUCCAGGCCCAGUUCACACUGCCUUCUCAGACACACCCGAGGAACCUGCACCUGGGUCUGCCUGUGUCCUAGCUUUCUUACCUGUCUGUUGUCCCCCUAGGCAGGGCGCUGCUUGGGGGCAGUUGCAUUUUAUUAUCUCUGCAUCCUCCAUACACAGGAGCCCCUCAGACACCAUGCCCAGUGCAUGAAAGAGCUGGCAGAGAGAGAGAGAGAGCCUGGACAAGGUGAAAACUUAGGGUGGUGACUUCAUACAGCCAUGUAGUGACAACUCCAAUAUUCUCUUCUUGACAUCUUGGCAGUAAAACUUACAAUAUAUGAUAGAAGUAAUUCCUCCCUAUGAAUAAUAAACGGCUUACUUAUAAAUACUGUCCAGUGGCCAUCCCCGUAGUUCUGUGCAAUUUAAUUUUUAAUUCAGGUAGGUUUACCUUGCCUUUGUUUACCCAUUUUCCACUGUUGCCCUUUGUAAGAGGAUUUGACUUUUUUUUUUUUUUUUUUGAGACGGAAUCUCACUCUUGCCCACGCUGGAGUGCAAUGGCACGAUCUCGGCUGAUUGCAACCUCCGCCUCCUGGGUUCAAGUGAUUCUCCUGCCUCAGCCCCCCAAGUAGCUGGGAUUACAGGCGCAUGCCACCAUGCCUGGCUAAUUUUUGUGUUUUCAGUAGAGGUGGGGUUUUACCAUGUUGGCCAGGCUGGUCUUGAACUCCUGACCUCAGUUUAUCUGCCCACCUCGGCCUCCCAAAGUGCUGGGAUUACAGGCAUGAGCCACCUUGCCCGGCGAGGAUUUGAUUUUUUAAAAGCUUUAAGAUUAAGAGAUAAAUGGAGUAUUAUUAAAAUGCAUGUACAUUUAAGCAUUUUUAAAUCCUGCUAACAAUCAUAGUUGAUGUACAAGUGCCGUCAAAUAUUUGUAUGUGUCCUGUGCAUAAAUGGGAAAUAAGGGUACGGUAUUCAGAUCUAACUGAAAAUAAUGAUUGGAGCUGAUGUAAUACUUACACAUAAUUCAUGUAGAAUGCUAGGCCCAGGGCCUAUGCCCCAUUGCAAAGUGGUGAAUACAGAUAUGGUUGUGGUUCUUCCUGCUGUGGUCUGGUCUCACGUUUCCUUACCCCUGUCCCAAAUAUCCCCUCUAGCAAGUUGGGUUUUUGUUUUUAUCUUGUGGUUUGAGGAAUCGAUAUUUCAAAUGUUUGUAAGAGGAAUGCUCUGUUCCGGUUCAGUACAGAGCAGCAGCCAUUGGUUCUCUCCUUUACAGUGUGGGACUAGGACAUCAACACAAUUUUGAAUUUUGGUCUCAUUUCAGGCCUGUGUGAGGGGGUGCUGACUCUGGGUGACAUCAGGAGAUCAGGCACUGGCUAGUCAUCACAAACAGAAUCCCAAGAGUUCACUUAGUGCCCAUUUUUGCUUAUAUGUGUAUCUUAUUGGAGCCACCUGUGAUUUUCAGAACUGCUGAAUUGGGGGAAAGCAGACGCAACUGUUUGGGGCCACGUGCGCACACACUUGAAAUGCUCAGUUGCACUGUGUAAUGUAGGAUUUUUCCGUGGUUUUGGAUUCUUCCCAUUUUUGUUGGCCUUUUCCCUGUGUUACGCACUGAGACACUUCUGUACACAGCUGUUUCUUCGAAAUCAAUCAAAUUUGAAACAGCCUGAUUUGCAAAACUGAAAGUUGUUGUAUGGAGGAAGAUCCUUGGUAAGAAUUACAUGGCUCACGUAUCAUGUUCUUCUUACAUUGUUUUUUGUUUCCCAGCCAUUGUCAGGGAACAAUAGCUGGAAUGACGUUUUCACAGACUGCAAUAUGAGAAGUUCCUUUUUCCAGUGGCAGCUCCAUGGCUCUUUGUUGGGACCUGGUUCAUUGCGGGGACAUCACAGUGGGAAAGAGCAGGGGGUGUCUGAGCCCCACACACCUGUCUGUGUCCGAAUAUUUGGCUUCUCUUCCUGUUAUGACCUCGGUCACAUUUUUGGACAUCUUUGAGGCUCAGCCUUCUGAUCUCUAAAAUGAUGACCAUCGUACUUCGCUCCUGGAGUUGGGCAGUUUAAAUGAGAUCACACUCAAUGCCACUGUACUGCUAGCUGUGGAUUUGGCUCCAUCAUUGUCCCUGUGGUUUUUGUUUGUUUGUUGUUUGUUUUUGAGAUGGAGUUUUGCUCUGUCGCCCAGGCUGGAGUGCAGUGGUGCGAUCUUGGCUCACUGAAAUCUCCACCCACUGAGUUGAAGUGAUUCUCCUGCUUCAGCCUCCCAAGUAGCUGGGAUUACAAGUGUGCGCCACCAUGCCCAGCUAAUUUUUGUAUUUUUAGUAGAGACGGGGUUUUACCAUGUUGGCCAGGCUGGUCUCGAACUCCCGACCUCAGGUGAUCCACCUGCCUCAGCCUCCCCGGGUGCUGGGAUUACAGGUGUGAGCCACUGCGCCCGGCCUCCAUGUUGGUUUUGAGCCCCAUGCUUGUCAGCGUGCAGUUCAUCAUGCCUUGCUUCUUUUGUCUUGUGUACAUGUACCAUAGUUUAUUCUUAGAUACUGAGUUAAUAGAAUUUCUGUGAUGUUCCAGCAUCUGAGUUGAACAGAGUGUAAGGGUUUGAUAUUCUUCUGAUGCUCAACUUGACCUUUAAAAAGCUCGUAGGUGUGGACCAGGGGCUCGAUGCAGUCCUAAGUGUCUAAAUAAGGUUUAGGGCUCAUCCAUGCCAACUUUGCCCAGUUCCUGAAGUUCCUGGAGGAGGUGGGGUGGUGGGGGUGGGGGUGGGGGUGAGGAGGGGGAUGUGUUUGAUGAGGCUACAGGUCCCCAGACCUGGGGUGGAGUGUGGCUCUGGCAGGUAGCAUAGAAGGACCAGCAGCAAGUGCCGGAGGCCCCUGUGCCUUUGUUUGCAAGAGGUCUUUACCUGCCCUGACUUCUUGGGUGGGGUGGGGAGGUGAUAACAUCUUUUGUUCACUGUAAGUACUUUGUAGACAUAUGAGUUGUUUUCAGAAUUGUUCCUUGUGAUUUUCUUUCAGCUUUUGGUUUUUUUGGAGACAGUGUCUCCCUCUCUCACCCAGACUGGAGUGCGGUGGCCCAAUGUCAGCUCACCACAACCUCCGCCUCCCAGGUUCAAGUGAUUCUUGUGCCUCAGCCUCCCUAGUAGCUGGGAUUAGAGGUGCAUGCCACCACGCUCGGGUAAUUUUUGUAUUUGUAGUAGAGAUGGGGGUUUCACUGUGUUGGCCAGGCUGGUCUUGAACUCCUGACCUCAAGUGAUCUGCCCGCCUUGGCCUCCCAAAGUGCUGGGAUUACAGGUGUGAGCUACUGUGCCUGGCCUCUUCUUUUCCAAAAAAAAUAAUAAUAAAAAAACCUUUUCUGCUUAUGUAUUUUAAAUUACUGAAUAAAUUACAUGUUUGUACAUGUUUGUUUUAGAAACACUAGAAAAUGUAAAAAGAAAAAAAAUCACAUCAGUGGAAUUCUACCACCCAUGAUGACCACUCUGGACACUUUCAUAUGCGUCUUUCAGAUAUUUUCGCUUGAAGUAUAGAGCUUCCAAACAAAAACAGGCUGAGACAGUGAGUGGUCUUGCCUUUGUACCUGGCACAUAGCAAUUUUUCAAUAAGUAUUUAUUGAAUGAAUACUAUGCUUUUUUUUUUUGAGACUUUUUAGGCUGGAGUGCAGUGAUGUAAUCUCAGUUGACUGCAACCUCCGCCUCCUAGGUUCAAGCGAUUCUCCCGCCUCAGCCUCCCUAGUAGCUGGGAUUACAGGCACUUGCCUGUAAUUUUAAUAUUUUAGUAGAGACACAGUUUCUACUAAUUUUAAUAUUUUAGUAGAGACACAGUUUCACCAGGCUGGCCAGGCUGUUCUCAAACUCCUGAUCCCAAGCGAUCCAACUGCCUCAGCCUCCCAAAGUGCUGGGAUUACAGGCGUGAGCCACCACGCCCGGCAAUGCUAUGCUUUUAAAAAUAGCUUUUUAUCUAAAAUUGUUGACAUAUUUUCAGAUCAAUAAAUACAGAUUUGCAUCCUCAUUUUUCAUGUCAGGUUUGUAUAGGUACAGGUACAGUACCCUGUUUGUUUAAUAAGUGUUUGUGAAUAGACACUUCCCAGUUAUUUUGAAAUUAUAAACAACACUGCAAUGAACAUCUUUGAUAUAUAGAUUUUUCCAUGCAUGUUAAGUUUCUCAUUUGAAUGAAUCUUUUACUUUUAUUGUGCUUAAAAUCUAUGAAGAACUUAUAAUUAUAUUAAUUGUUGGGUGACUGUAUAAUUACUAUACAGAAAAGCACCUCAAAAGGGAGUGACGUUGGGAAGAGUUCCAGAAUCUGUUGUAUAAAACUUGGUGAACUUUAAGAGCGGCCGUACUUGUUCCCAUCCUUUUUGGGGGAAUGCUUUCUGUUUCUCCAGAUCCUGACGUGCUUUGCGUUCUGCGCUUUUGGAGUGGGAGGGUGGGUCAACAGAGUAAUGUUGAUGCCUUAAACGCAUACUUCAGUUUUAGGAUGCACACAUACAUGCCAGCUUCAGAAGCAUUAACAUCUGGGAGUAACUGUAUGUUCUAGAGUCCAGGAGGUGUUUCCGUUGGGAGGUCUUCAGGGCCCACUCCCUCCUAGAAGGGGAUGAGUGAUGGUUUUCAUGCAUUCAGCUUCGGAGCUGUUGUUGUAAGCUUCUCCAGGGUCAUGUCGUCAUGGGUGUCCAGAGUGAUUUUGUGGCUGUGUCACUUGAUCAGCUGUGACAAGAUGGACUGCAGUUGGAUCUGGCAUCUGGUAAAAGCACAGACUUGGUUUUCAGGACCUCUGGGUUCACUAAGGGGAGAGUUUGUCAUGGCUCCUGCUGAUCGCAAGACUGUAAUUUGGAUCUUGACUGCGGUCUGGUGUCGCAAGCCUUCUUUCUGGCAAGAGAGGAAAACUAAUUUAUGGGCGGAAUAUUUUUUGGCCUGUCUCCUGUAGUUUUGCACAGGGGCCUGGCUGCCUCCUCAGGUCUUGGCACCGCAGUAUUUGUGAGUCAUCCACCUAUAGGUAACAUGAGGCAGCACUUUGGGGCUUCGUGAAACCCCAGCUAUGGGGAUAAGGGACUGGCCAGCAUUCCCAGCACGCCCCAGGGGCUGCUUAGAAGCAGGAAACUGUCCAUGAGUUCUGGUUUUUUGUUCUGAGUGUGGAGGACACCUUCAGGAGGCUGGGGAGGGGCCCUGACAUCAAGCCUGAGAGCUGACCCCUUUUCUAACUCUCUGGGACAUGGUCCUGGCUCUUUCCCUCUUCUUGUUCACGCUUUAAUGCCUUUUAAUUCCUUGACUCACUGCUGAGCCCCUCUGCAUUCCGGGUGGGGGAGAUAAAUGGGGAGCCCACCAGAUGCAGCGUCUGCCCACAGGGAGUUCACUGCCCAGCAGGGGAGAAGGGGCAUUCAAGUGCACCAGGGGAAAGGUCAGGGUUCAUGAGGUUGUAGUUGUACUGGGGGUCAGGACAGGAUCCCUAAAGAAGCCCCACUAAGUAGGGGGACCUGAAGAAUGAGCAGGCCAGGAAGUGCAUGGUGAUUUAGGGGGGCAGUGGACUGGUGGGUUCUGGGCAGGGUGGCUUGGUGAGUCCAAGGAACCAAAAGAGGGCCAUAGUGAGACCCCCUUCCCAAGAGCACCUGGGAGGGAUUCCGGGGCAGGUGGCUGGAUCGGACAGGUCCUUCUGCACUUCCCUCGCUUUGAACUUGUAUCUAAGGGCACCAAGAAGACGCGAUUAGACGUGUAAGCGUGACUUGAAAGGGGCCGGGUGACCUGCCUGGGGUUCCCUGGCACAGGGGGUGACCCAUCCAUCAUCGACGCCUGGCAGGGAGGCUACCCUGUGCACCACAUCCUGUUCCAGACCCCCAUCUUCACAGCCCUGGCACUACGUGUAGCAGAGUCGGUCUCCCAGCCCAGUGCUCCCGUGACCCACAUGUGGUACUUCUCCCUCCCGGCCUGCUGUGAGAUUCUUAUAAAAUUGUCUCUGAUUAAUCACCCUGUACAGCUUUUAAAAGUUACUUUUAUUACCCAAAACAACACUUCAGAAACUAAGCUGACGGUUGAAUCAUUGAAGGAGUCACAGCAUUCUUUCAUCCCAGAGAGAAAAAAGGUAAUGAAGAAGAGGAGACUGUCCAGUGAAAACCACAUGAGAGGCACCCAGCAUCAAUGCACCUCUCUCUGGUCAGCUGAGUCCUUGAACUCCUCGGCAGUUCCCCCUCAGGGAAGGUCAGCGGACAGGCUGUGUCCUGGCUUUAAUUGUCAGUUUCUGAAACUCACCAGGCUGGGUAGUCAGACUUCUGACAGCCACUGUCUCUGCACCCCCGUGAGCUGCUGAGUUUACUGGCCAUCCAGAGAGACUUCUGUGUUGAACCCACAUUAACCUGGCUAAUCCCAUCUCUUCUGUGAAAACUUGAAUACAACCUUUUGCAAUAGGAAAACCGGCUGUCCUCAACUGGCUCAGAGGAAAACCAUUAGCUUUUCAAGGUGAAAAGGAAAUAGUGAAAAGCUGGGAGAUGAUGUCAUAAACACUGAUUUUUUUGUCAUUAGUCAAAUUGUCUAGAAAUUGGCUGCUUGCUAAAUUGGGAGUGGGAUCGUUAUUCUGGGAAGAUGGGGGUUUUUUUCAUGCUCAAGAAGAUGGGUAAAAUGGCAGUGAUUUCCACAGCGAACCUGUGUUGGAGGGCUGCGACUAACAGCGUCUCCCUUCUCUCCUGGACAGAAGGCCGUGUCCUGGGACUUCUCUGAUGGCGAGAGGCUGCGGCUGUACCAGGAAGAAACAUAUUGCCGAGUGGAUGCCGCCGCGCAGCGUGUUUGCUUGAGGCAGAAGCUUCAGCAUCUGCUGGGAUAACUGGAGGAAGAAAUAUGAAGCCUUAGCGGCUUUACCCGGGAAGCGAGUUUCGAGAUGGCGGCUCAGCGGAUCCGAGCGGCCAACUCCAAUGGCCUCCCUCGCUGCAAGUCAGAGGGGACCCUGAUUGACCUGAGCGAAGGGUUUUCAGAGACGAGCUUUAAUGACAUCAAAGUGCCUUCUCCCAGUGCCUUGCUCGUAGACAACCCCACACCUUUCGGAAAUGCAAAGGAAGUGAUUGCGAUCAAGGACUAUUGCCCCACCAACUUCACCACACUGAAGUUCUCCAAGGGCGACCAUCUCUACGUCUUGGACACAUCUGGCGGUGAGUGGUGGUACGCACACAACACCACCGAAAUGGGCUACAUCCCCUCCUCCUAUGUGCAGCCCUUGAACUACCGGAACUCAACACUGAGUGACAGCGGUAUGAUUGAUAAUCUUCCAGACAGCCCAGACGAGGUAGCCAAGGAGCUGGAGCUGCUCGGGGGAUGGACAGAUGACAAAAAAGUACCAGGCAGAAUGUACAGUAAUAACCCUUUCUGGAAUGGGGUCCAGACCAAUCCAUUUCUGAAUGGGAACGUGCCCGUCAUGCCCAGCCUGGAUGAGCUGAAUCCCAAAAGUACUGUGGAUUUGCUCCUUUUUGACGCAGGUACAUCCUCCUUCACCGAAUCCAGCUCAGCCACCACGAAUAGCACUGGCAACAUCUUCGAUGAGCUUCCAGUCACAAACGGACUCCACGCAGAGCCGCCGGUCAGGCGGGACAACCCCUUCUUCAGAAGCAAGCGCUCCUACAGUCUCUCGGAACUCUCCGUCCUCCAAGCCAAGUCCGAUGCUCCCACAUCGUCGAGUUUCUUCACCGGCUUGAAAUCACCUGCCCCCGAGCAAUUUCAGAGCCGGGAGGAUUUUCGAACUGCCUGGCUAAACCACAGGAAGCUGGCCCGGUCUUGCCACGACCUGGACUUGCUUGGCCAAAGCCCUGGUUGGGGCCAGACCCAAGCCGUGGAGACAAACAUCGUGUGCAAGCUGGAUAGCUCCGGGGGUGCUGUCCAGCUUCCUGACACCAGCAUCAGCAUCCACGUGCCCGAGGGCCACGUCGCCCCUGGGGAGACCCAGCAGAUCUCCAUGAAAGCCCUGCUGGACCCCCCGCUGGAGCUCAACAGUGACAGGUCCUGCAGCAUCAGCCCUGUGCUGGAGGUCAAGCUGAGCAACCUGGAGGUGAAAACCUCUAUCAUCUUGGAGAUGAAAGUGUCAGCCGAGAUAAAAAAUGACCUUUUUAGCAAAAGCACAGUGGGCCUCCAGUGCCUGAGGAGCGACUCGAAGGAAGGGCCAUAUGUCUCCGUCCCGCUCAACUGCAGCUGUGGGGACACGGUCCAGGCACAGCUGCACAACCUGGAGCCCUGUAUGUACGUGGCUGUCGUGGCCCAUGGCCCAAGCAUCCUCUACCCUUCCACCGUGUGGGACUUCAUCAAUAAAAAAGUCACAGUGGGUCUCUACGGCCCUAAACACAUCCACCCAUCCUUCAAGACGGUAGUGACCAUUUUUGGGCAUGACUGUGCCCCAAAGACGCUCCUGGUCAGCGAGGUCACACGCCAGGCACCCAACCCUGCCCCGGUGGCCCUGCAGCUGUGGGGGAAGCACCAGUUCGUUUUGUCCAGGCCCCAGGAUCUCAAGGUCUGUAUGUUUUCCAAUAUGACGAAUUACGAGGUCAAAGCCAGCGAGCAGGCCAAAGUGGUGCGAGGAUUCCAGCUGAAGCUGGGCAAGGUGAGCCGCCUGAUCUUCCCCAUCACCUCCCAGAACCCCAACGAGCUCUCUGACUUCACGCUGCGGGUUCAGGUGAAGGACGACCAGGAGGCCAUCCUCACCCAGUUUUGUGUCCAGACUCCUCAGCCACCCCCUAAAAGUGCCAUCAAGCCUUCCGGGCAAAGGAGGUUUCUCAAGAAGAACGAAGUCGGGAAAAUCAUCCUGUCCCCGUUUGCCACCACUACAAAGUACCCGACUUUCCAGGACCGCCCGGUGUCCAGCCUCAAGUUUGGUAAGUUGCUCAAGACUGUGGUGCGGCAGAACAAGAACCACUACCUGCUGGAGUACAAGAAGGGCGACGGGAUCGCCCUGCUCAGCGAGGAGCGGGUCAGGCUCCGGGGCCAGCUGUGGACCAAGGAGUGGUACAUCGGCUACUACCAGGGCAGGGUGGGCCUCGUGCACACCAAGAACGUGCUGGUGGUCGGCAGGGCCCGGCCCAGCCUGUGCUCGGGCCCCGAGCUGAGCACCUCGGUGCUGCUGGAGCAGAUCCUGCGGCCCUGCAAAUUCCUCACGUACAUCUAUGCCUCCGUGAGGACCCUGCUCAUGGAGAACAUCAGCAGCUGGCGCUCCUUCGCUGACGCCCUGGGCUACGUGAACCUGCCGCUCACCUUUUUCUGCCGGGCAGAGCUGGAUAGUGAGCCCGAGCGGGUGGCGUCCGUCCUAGAAAAGCUGAAGGAGGACUGUAACAACACUGAGAACAAAGAACGGAAGUCCUUCCAGAAGGAGCUUGUGAUGGCCCUACUGAAGAUGGACUGCCAGGGCCUGGUGGUCAGACUCAUCCAGGACUUUGUGCUCCUGACCACGGCUGUAGAGGUGGCCCAGCGCUGGCGGGAGCUGGCUGAGAAGCUGGCCAAGGUCUCCAAGCAGCAGAUGGACGCCUACGAGUCUCCCCACCGGGACAGGAACGGGGUUGUGGACAGCGAGGCCAUGUGGAAGCCUGCGUAUGACUUCUUACUCACCUGGAGCCAUCAGAUCGGGGACAGCUACCGGGAUGUCAUCCAGGAGCUGCACCUGGGCCUGGACAAGAUGAAAAACCCCAUCACCAAGCGCUGGAAGCACCUCACUGGGACUCUGAUCUUGGUGAACUCCCUGGACGUUCUGAGAGCAGCCGCCUUCAGCCCUGCGGACCAGGACGACUUCGUGAUUUGAAUGGGUCCCCUCCCCUCCUGCUGCUCUGGAGUGCAAGCCCUCUUCUGCCCUGCGUGCCCUGCUGUCACCGCGGAGCUGAAGAGGGAGGAAGGGGCGGCUGCUCAGACAGAUUUAGGGCCCGCCAGCUAGGCUACACCCAUCAUGCGCCGCCCUCCUCCAUCGAGGGAGAGGCCUGAAGGGACUGCCUACUGCAGCUCGUUGCCAAUCACAUAGCUUUCUAUUUGUUAAGUAUAAAUUUAAAUUUAAAAUCACUUUUUUAACGAAUGGGGGGAAGGGAUCUAUGAGAAAGGUGGUAUCUAAUUUUUUUAUGGACCAUAAAGGUUUAAAAGAAAAUAGGGGCACAGGCUGUUGAGGUUUUUAUGUUGUUAUAGACCUUUUUAAAUUAUGUUAGAGAUGUAUAUAGGUAUUUAAAGGUCACUGGGAGCGUUUCUGAUUCCCGGCCACACUUUGCAUUUCAACACUCAGCCCGGAAAGAUGCUCGUUCGGUUGUUGGACCUCUUUCACUCCCUGCGUGUAAGAAGGUGAAUCACGUGGGAAAAAGUGGCUUUUCAGUAAACGGGUACAGCUCAUUCUUUCUGAGAAGGCCCCAGGUCCUGCUCCCUCCUCGGAUUUGAUUGUCUUCCGUGCUUUGCCUCACUCGUAGUAAAUGACCAUCCAUAGAAUAUGUGAAUCUUUGGUGAGCUUCAGUGGGCAGAGUGAAGUCCCGCAUUAGCAUUUAGGUGCCCUGAGCUGUUUCUGCCAAUAGAUUAGAAAGCAGCCAUGAGUUGACAGUCUUUAGGGCCCCUGCCAGUGUGCAAUUAGUCAUUGACAAGAACAAUGCCAUUUGAGAGUGAGGUGGUCCCUGCUGCUACGAGGCCAUUGUACUGUUUUUUCCUUGAGGUCAAAGCAGUGCUUCCCAUAGAGUUUGCUGCCUCUUCUGUGGACAGGAAGAAAACUUCAUGACCGAAUCAGAGCCUUGGUGGCCACUGACUCUCGUGCUUAUUGCAGAUGCUGUGGUUGGCCUCACAAGCAACGCCUUAUGCUGAUGUGCAGAGGUGCCAGCUGCCAUUUGCCAAACUCUGCAUUUCAUUUCAUCUAAGGCUUAACCCCUCUUCCUUCCUGGUGUACCUGUGUCUCCUCGGAAGGAAGUCAUAGUUUAGAUGAAACCAUUUUUUGUACAAUGUAAAGAUCAUCUGAGCAAGAUGAGCAUUUUGUAAAAAUGAAAAUGUGACUCACAUAAAAUCAGGAACUUGACACAGUGUUGCAUUAAUAACUUUAGGGUGCAGACAUGCUGUGUGAAUCUCACAAUGCGUCGUAGAUGUCGCGUGUUGGAAGGGAGCAGGAGGAAGGACUGAUACUGGCAAAUCAGUAGAGUGAGGUGAUCCUUAGCAACGUGCCAGGACACUUCCUGUGUGCCUGCAGUUGUCAGGGACCAUUUGGGAUCCCGAAUCUCAUUCUCUAAAACUGCUUUCUUGAAACAUGUUACUUCCUUAGUAUAAUCAAUGUAUACUCCCUUACUGGCCUGAAACGUUGUAUAGCUACUUAUUCAGAUACUGAAGACCAACGGACUGAAAAAAAGAACAAACAUUAGCUAUUUUAUGCUGCAAGAACCAGGACACACAAUUCGCCAAUCAUCCCACCAUAUAACCUUCGAUUGUGCUUCUCAACUCCACCCCAUAAUUUCUCCCAGAGACCAUCUAUCACCUUUUCCCCAAAGAAGAAACAAAACCAGUUGCACCUUAAACCAUGGAUAUUUUUUCCUCAGGGGCUUUAAAUAGUUUCCUAUGCAACGUGUCUUGUAGCACAAAUAAAAUUCUACAAAAGUUGCAGUAAAUUUUAUUUGGAUAUUUUAACCUGUUAAGUGUGUGUGUGUUUUCUGUACCCAACCAGACUUUAAAUAAAACAAACAUGAAACCUAA